Molecule: messenger RNA, 3994 nt
Organism: Malus domestica (apple)
Lineage: Eukaryota; Viridiplantae; Streptophyta; Magnoliopsida; Rosales; Rosaceae
Biological process (GO): transcription by RNA polymerase I
Cellular component (GO): fibrillar center
Molecular function (GO): RNA polymerase I core promoter sequence-specific DNA binding
Source: RefSeq, a predicted model, not a curated record
CAAACCCUCGUAGAACUCAACUCGGUCACUCUCUCUCUCAGACAACCUCACCGCCCUCCUCGACCUCACCUCAGAAUCCGGCCACACCCACAUCACACAAGCAACUCACCUCUCUGAUCUCUCUCUCUCGACUUCUCAUUGCUUAGACCCUCACUGUGGAGGAGCCUUCCUUCAUGGCACAGAGGCAGAGCCACGGCCACAGGCGCCGCUCACCUCUCUGAUCUCUCUCGACUUCUUCAUCCAGAUUCCGGUGCACUGUGCACCGAUUCUCCCCCAAAUAAGGGAAUUCUGCCAUGGAUUUUACCAGUGGAUUGCUAUCAUAACUGAGAAGCCAGAAGCUGCCUCCUUUUACAGGAAAGAAGACGACGUUGUGAAUAAAUCACAGUUGAUUUUUUUUUUGCAAAUUUUGGAACGACGAGAUGGGCUGUAAGCUGUGGGUUUGAAUGAUAUUUUCUUUGGCAUAUCGCUGUGGUCGGAACCUGGUUGCUUUUCAUCUGAAUAUUAUUACGUUUUCAAGUCAUAUCUUAUGCGAUUGGUCGUGUCUGUACUUUAGUACACGGUAUGACUAAGUGAACAUAAUGGCAGGAAGAAGACUAUGGUGAUCCUUUUUAGAUGGAACAUGUUAAUUUGCAGUCUUCUGUGAAGAUUAUCUGUAUUUGCAACGUUCUGUGAAGACUAUUUGUGUUGCUAUUGUUUCCUAGAAUGUUUUUGCAUGUUAAUGCUCUCAUAUUGUUUUAGAAUAUUCUGUCAUGAUGUUAUCUUCCUAGAAAAUUAGGAAUGUGUAUUAGUUUUUUUAGUCAUUGAUAUCUGCUUUUUUUGGUUGUACAUAGAACUCUUAACGUAGAGUUAGCAAAAUGCAGGUGCAAACUGAACGGCUAAUCAAUGUGGGAAACUUUUUGGAAAUGUAUAACUCUAACUUAGAAAUCUCCCCUUUGGAUUGCACAUAUGCUCUUGAUGUAAAGUAAAUAGAAUGUUAAUGUAACUUAAAAGACUUAUUUUACCAUGUUGUUUUAGCUGUUCUGUUAAUUUUUGAAUUAUUUAGAUGAAUGUAUUGAUUUGUGCUUGGGAGCAGCCUCUCCAUAAAUGGGGGUAAGACUAGCCGACAUUCACCUCUCCCAGACCCUGCGUAAAGCGGGAGCCUUGUGCACUGGAAGCGUUUGGAGGGACUUUUGAAAUGAUUGAUCGAUCCAUCAAUCAAUCAACAGUGGACAUGAACAUAAUCCCAGAGGAAUGGAAAUCUCUCUUCCCAAUCUCAUCAGUCUUCAAGCCUCCUCUCCUCCUCUCAAACCCUUCACUUAAACCCAUCCUCGGUCCCCUCAUCUUCAACCCUAAACCCAACUCCGCCGCCGUCCUCUUCUCUUCCUCCUGCUUUCUCCCCCAUCUCCCUCCUCUGCCCCACCUCUCUCUCCCCCGUUUCCUCCUCACCUCCUCCCCGGACUCUGCCCCUCUUCCCUCCACCUCCCAUUCCAUCGCCUCUCUAUUGGGCCCCCACAACCACAAACACGACGUCGUCUCUUCCCUCCUCCACAACCGCCUUGAGGUCCUCCAGUGCCCGCAGAUUAAGACCAUUGUUGUGUUCUUCCCCACCGGCCAGAACUCUGACCAAGUUGGGUUCUUGCAGUUGGUACUAAAAGAUUCGACCUUUGGUGUCAAAGCUGAUGAAAGCGGCGAGGUUUUGGGUUUGAGGGGUCCGUCCAAUUACCGGAUUUCGAGGAUUUCGGUGAACCCGGUUCCUGGGUUUUCAAGUUCAAGAGGUAACGAUUCUUCUGUUACAAUUGGGUAUUUGUUGGCUUCUACUUUGUACUCUGUCCAGUGGUUUACUGUAAAGGUUGGAGAUACGAGUUUGAAUUUGGGUAAUAAAGUUAGUUUAAGUUACUUGGGCAGUAAGGUUUUCAAGACUUGCUGUGUUGUACAUGCCUCUUGGAGUCCACAUUUACAGGAAGAGAGUGUGGUUUUGUUAGAAAAUGGUGCUUUGUUUUUGUUUGAUUUGGAGUCUCGUCCGAAAACCCAUAAUUUUAAGUUUAAGGGGACCAGAUUGAAAGUAGUAUGGGAUAAUGGCGAUGUUUCGAGUACUUCAAGAAAUUAUAGGUGGUUGAGUUGUGAAUUCAGUUGGCAUCCUAGAGUUUUGAUCGUUGCGCGUUCGGAUGCAGUUUUCUUAGUUGAUUUGAGGUCCCGUGAAUGUAGUGUGACUUGUUUGAUGAAGGUUGAAAUGUUACAUAUGUAUGUCCCGGUUGAAAAGGAGCAGUUCCUUGUGCUUUCAAGGACUGCUUCUGAUGAUUUUCACUUUGUUUUAGCUUCUGACACGUUGUUACUUCUUUGUGACUUGCGCAAACCAUUGAUGCCGGUGUUGCAAUGGGCUCAUGGCCUUGAUAAACCAAGCCAUCUUGAUGUUUUUAGACUGUCAGAAUUGAGGUCACACUCGAGGGAGGACAUGUAUAAGUGGGCUUCUGACUCGGGUUUUUGCAUUGUGAUGGGGUCAUUUUGGAAUUGUCAGUUUAAUACCUUUUGCUAUGGCCCUUCCCUCCCAACUCCAAUAGGAUCAGUUGCUUCCAAAGUAGCAGAACUUCGGAAGUCAUUUUAUGCAUGGGAGCUACCUUCAGAUGUUUUACUGCCGGGCCAUGAGUGCCAUUGUGGAAACUGUAUAUUAAGAGAAGAGUUUGUAAAAGACGCUCUUCCUGAAUGGGUUGAUUGGCAACAGAAGAAAGAAAUAGUUUUGGGUUUUGGCAUUGUAAACAAAGAAUUGUCUUCUCUGCUUUCUGAGCCAGAUGAAUUCGGUGGUUUUACAUUGAUCAGGCUUAUGUCCUCGGGGAAGCUAGAAUUACAGAGAUACCGUGCAUCGUGGGAUCCUGUAAAAAAGGUGGAAGAAUCGCAUGGGGAAUCGUUGUAUUUUAAGGAUUAUUUUCUGGAUUCCCUAGCUGAUGAGGAAUACAAAUUCCCUAGGAGAUUUAAGUACCUUAAACUGGACUACCUCUGUGCUUAUCUAAAUGAUAAGCUUGAUGAAGUCUUAGAUACCAAAAUGAAAGUUCCCUCUAAGAUUGUUCAAGGGACGGAACUUUUUAGCCCAGAAUACCAUGAGCUUUUAUGUAAAAAGUUACGGGCUUGUGGCUUUGGUCAGUUUAGAUCAUGUCCUGCAGUCACAAGUGUUUUAAAUGACAUCAGCUUGCCAACAAGCAUACAUGAAGUUGUUUUGAAGAGAUUGUGGUCAGAAUUGCCAAUGGAACUUCUGCAACUGGCCUUUUCUAACUACCCUGAAAUCCUUGAAGUGCUUGUGGACGAAAAGAGGUCGGCUUUGGAAUUCUCUGCCGUACCGGACCAAUCCCAGUUGCCUCCUUUUAUUUUAAGGAAGCCUUCAUGCCGCAGCAGUAAGUGGUCACAGAAAGUUAAACCCAGUGAUGCCCUUGUCGGUCCAGUUCUUCCCCUUCCUAUAUUGCUUACACUUCAUGAACUUCGCAAUGGGUGUCUGAAUUCGCAAGAUGAACAGUCAGGUAAAUUUUCAGUAGAGGCAGAAAUUAGUCGCGGCUGUAAUGAGAUCAUGCAGGUCGCCAGUGAAAUGACUGUUUCUAAACCGGACCCUGGGAUUGUCGAUGAACAAGCAGGCUCCCUUGCUAAUGCUGGAGAAGAGACAUGGAGAUGCACUCAAAAACCGAAACCUUUCUUUUCAUACCACCCAGUUGCAGGUACGGGAUCUCCAAUGGACCAUAUACGGGGCAAAUCUGUCUUCAAGGACGACAGAUUUGACACCGUAAUUUCUAAAGUGUCUGAGAAGAAGCCCGCUCCCAGCGGUAGUGAGGAUAACGUCGGACUGGAACUGUUUGAUGAUCUUUGUCCAGUAGAGUUGAAGUUUGAUGCAUCUGACAUGAAGUUUAAGCAGAAGGAAUUGACUGCAUACAAUGUAUUGAAGAAACAAUUCGUAGAAUGGCAAAACCGUUUUGACUUGUACAAAGAAUCCUGCUCCCAUAUUGAAUCAAAUAGCUAAUACAUUACUCUUGAAUUU